UUCCAUGAAUAUUCUAAUGCCCUGAGGAAUAUGUCUGAGAUUUUAAUAGAUGAUCCAAAUUGUGAAGUUCCUACACAGCUAGCUUUACCAAAGUUUGAAAACUUCAGAAUUGAAAAUAUUGAAAAAGCAUUUAUUGAAGAAAAUUCUCUACAGUUACAAUCUCUUGUCAAGGCGAUCAAAAAAGCAUUUCAGAAGUAUCGUAAUCAAGUGGAGGAAACAAAGUUAAAGGUGACUUCUUUAAAAGAGCAGAAUUCAAUGCAGCAAAGAACAAUCGAGUUUCUAGAAGAUGAGAGGCAGAAAAUGCAACAGCUGAAUUCUCAACUUUCUUCUCAAUUCGAAACUUUGAAUUUAAAGAUUCAAAACUUUUUGAAAGAUGACUAUAAAAACAGAGAUGUAUCUGAAGAUAAGACUACAUCAUGCUUAGAAACUGUGAUAAAAUCUUUGAAUGAUCAAAUAGAGAGUCUUCGUGCUGAUCGAGAUCAUCUGUUGGAAGUUCAAGAAGAAAUGAAGUCAAAAAUUCAGGAAUGUAGUGCUGAAAAAAUCAGUUUAAAGUUGUCUGAACAAAAUUUAUCUUUGGAACUCAACAGAAGUUCAAAUAAAAUCGAGAUGCUUGAGAAAUCCCUUGAUACUGUGAGGAAAGAUUAUCAAAAUGCACAAGAGACUUUACAUCAAACUGCUUUAGAUAAAGAGUUAUUAGAGCAAGAAAAGCACAACUUUGCAACUGUUCUUUCUAAUUUGGAGAAGCAAUGCUCUGAUUUGAAGAACUGCCUUGAAAAAUUGCAAGAUGAAGAAAAUGUUGUGAGGGAAUCAUUGAUGUCUGUCCAAAAUUUAAAUGAAUCUCUGAGUAUGGAAAAACAUGACCUUUCUCAAUUGCUAGCAGAUGUUCGAGAUUGA
This is a messenger RNA of Uloborus diversus, 894 nucleotides long. RefSeq lists its product as uncharacterized. The record is from RefSeq and is a predicted model, not a curated record. Bases 31 to 894 code for a protein of 287 amino acids. The transcript has 7 exons. Lineage: Eukaryota; Metazoa; Arthropoda; Arachnida; Araneae; Uloboridae.